Molecule: messenger RNA, 1646 nt
Organism: Alosa alosa (allis shad)
Lineage: Eukaryota; Metazoa; Chordata; Actinopteri; Clupeiformes; Clupeidae
Gene: hoxa10b
Product: homeobox A10b
Exons: 2
Coding region: 47-1039 (330 amino acids)
Biological process (GO): regulation of transcription by RNA polymerase II
Cellular component (GO): nucleus
Molecular function (GO): DNA-binding transcription factor activity, RNA polymerase II-specific; RNA polymerase II cis-regulatory region sequence-specific DNA binding
Source: RefSeq, a predicted model, not a curated record
UGUCAGCCAGACAGGGAUCCUUCCUCCGUCAAAAUAUACCACAAAGAUGUCAUGCUCGGAUAACCCGGCUGGAAAUUCGUUUCUGGUGGACUCCCUAAUCAACGGACGGAUCGAGGGCAGCGGCUCGUGCUACCCGAGCGCUGGCUUAUAUUUGCCCCCUGGUUCCGAGUAUUCCUACGGACUACCUAACUGUGGCUAUUUCCCUGGAUUUAAACGCAGCGAGGGUCAGUCUCAGACUGUGGUCCCAUCAUCGAGCCCUUAUCCGCAGGGCAUGGACGCAUGGCUGGGGGCGUCUCGGUCGUGUCGCGUGGAACAGACCAUCAGCCAACCUGCCCGCACCUUCUCCCCGAGUAUUAAGGAAGAGAGCUCGUACUGUUUGUACGAACCGGAGAAGUGUCCCAAAGACUCACUGACCGAGGAGGUGUACUCGCGCGGAACGCCAGACUCGUGUCCAGUGAACAGCAGCGGCACCGUUCCCGUACCCGGUUACUUCCGCUUGUCUCAGACAUACACGACCUCAAAAUGUUUCUCUGAGCUUCAGUCCAAUUCCCCUCACUUUCCUCCACCACGCGCAGCCUGCUUCGACACCUCACCGUCGGCCUCGCCUGCACCAGAGACAGUCAGGCGAGAGAGCGACGCACCCCCUACAUGCGCACCUUGCACACCAGCGCGAGACAAGGAGACGCAGGACUAUUCCGCCGGUGCCUCGUCGUCGCCCGAGCCCGCGGACAGCCUCGCAAACAGCUCUGCAAAGCCGAAGAAAGGUGAGUCGCGGAGUGAUGGCACGGCCAGCUGGCUAACGGCGAAGAGCGGCCGGAAAAAGCGCUGCCCGUACACCAAGCACCAGACGCUCGAGCUGGAGAAGGAGUUCCUGUUUAACAUGUACCUGACCCGCGAGCGGCGCCUGGAGAUCAGCCGCAGCGUGCACCUCACAGACAGACAGGUGAAAAUCUGGUUCCAGAACCGCCGGAUGAAGCUCAAGAAGAUGAGUCGCGAGAACAGGAUUCGAGAGCUUUCGGCCAAUUACGGGUUUUCCUGAGUCCCUUCCUGGCCCUCCGCGCGUGCCCAGUUUUAUCAUGUCUAACUGUGCAGGAGAAUAUUGCUAAUUUAUUGUCGUGUACUGUUGACGUUUUUAUCUGUUUAUAUGUCAGUAUUAUUCCACGUUUUUGUUGUGAAUAUUUGUCCUCAUUAUUUAUAAAGUUUCCAGGAAACCUUGAGUAAGGCUAUGUCUACGGGCAGAACUGACAGCGGUGGACACGUUUUCCACUAUUAGAGGGUUCACCUGGGCUAUGUGGGACGAGGUUUACUAUUGUACAUAGCAUCGGCAUCUUUGCAUGGUCAAGUCAAGUGGCUGUUAUGACUCGCUGUUAUGGACAUGUUUUUCUCACGACUCUAGCUUAAUUGCCUGAAACAUGAUUAAAGGUCGGAUGAAAAGUCUGCAUAUUUUGCUCUGUGGGGGACUGUUCUGUUUUAAAAUGGGCGCAACCCCAUGAUUGUUGAACCUGCAGAUAUUCAGUAGCGAUUAUCACUGGUGGGUUCGCCGUUUCGGUGGUCCCACAUUAUUUUAAUACUGGCCCCGAGAGUAUAUACUGUGAACGGAUGAUGUGUCGAGAAAACAAAUAAACUCAUGAACUCAUGGACACACA